AUGCUUCGACGUCUCCCGCUGGAGGUCUGGUUGCUGGUUAUCGAUGCGCUCGGUGCAGAGGGCGAAUACGACGCGUUGGAAGCGUUUGCAGAGGCCAGUGAAGGCUUGCUGAAGGAGAGAUCGGAGAGGUACAUUCCAGAGAAGAUGACAUUUAGGACGAAGGAGGGGGUUGCGAGCAUCAAUCUGAGGCAGCGCUGGGCGGGACCAAAGAAAGUGCGCAUCUUGGGAGAAAACCGCAGUGGUAAGAUUCCACACUUGGCGACCUUUGCAUCGAGGCUCGCAGGAAAGUGGACGAACAUGGAGCAGCUGGAGAUUAAAAGAGCCGAGUGGCCUGUGCACGAUUUCGAUCUGCGCUCCCUCUUGCUCGAUUUGGCCUGUUUCGACAUCGAAUACCUCGUCCUAUGGGACGUCACGUUCCCUACCGUCCUGACAUUUUGGCGCCUCGUCUGCACCUUCCCUAGGUGUAUUUUCCUCCGUGACGUCAGGUUCGCGAAGACUGCCAUUGAUGCGCGGACGUUGUCGGCCUUGCGCUUGUCGUCCGCUUCCAAGCUGUUCCUUGUUGUCCUGCCCGAACAGUCCGACAUGGAUCGACGCAGGUCACUCGCAACGCACACCGCUGGACUGCUUGAGAUGAUUCUAGCGCAGACACAGGCCUCUCCGUCUCCAUGGAGCAAUAUCACAGCUCUGACUCUCAUCGACGUCAUCCUUCCUACGGCUGCUACCUUUGGCCGCUUGCUUUGCGCCUUUCCCGCCCUCAAGCGCCUCAAAAUCGUGAGGCAUUUCAUGUUCUCGGAACAUGGCUUCAACCUCAGUGAUGUCCCUAUGCUAUCCAAAUUGACAAAGAUUGAGUUGGACGAAGACUUCUCGUUGUGGUCUGAUCCCCAGUCGGUGCAUGACCUCGUCGACCUCCUCAUUCAAUCUGGUGCCAGUCGCCGCCUGGAAGGCAUCGAUGUUUGGCUGUCCCCGUCCUCGCGUGGAGGAACGAGCAUAGAUAUCGCUCUCAAUAGACUCGUCACGCAUGCUGUCCAAUCACUCAAGUAUCUUAGACUCAACGAACUCGUGCAAGACAAAUUACCGCUGUUCAACGAAGCAUCCACAUAUGCAGCUCCGAGCACAGCUUGUUGCUUUAAUAUUUCGGCGAAUACACAUCUCAAACACCUUGUUGUUCAGGUCGAGAUCACUCAUGAGGGUGGUUCACCGCUUGCUCUUCUAUUGCAGCUUCUUCACCAGGUCACAUUAGCACACAUUUCUAACAUCGAUUUGCUCUUCAUUUUUACGGACAAGGCAGACCUCGCAAAGUUGUGGGCUGACCUCCGCCAUCUCGAUGCCGCUCUCUCCAAAACUUCAUUCAAAACACUUCGAGAGGUGGAAAUGGUAUUUUGUCCUGAGAAUGAAUUCACAGAUCUUCCCGAAGCUUUGGUGGAGUCAUGCUUACCAAAGCUGGAUGCACGGCGUAUUCUGCGCAUUCGUGUGGAUCGUCCAUCAGAUGAAGAUGAAGACGAAGAAGACGAGUUCUAUAAGUUCCUCGCUCGCGCUGGGCGCGGAGAAAGGCCCCUUUCACUAAAUUCCAAUUCUACUACAUUCAUGCAUUAUCCAACACAUACGUCUUGA
Postia placenta MAD-698-R-SB12 is the source of this 1611-nucleotide messenger RNA. RefSeq lists its product as hypothetical. The coding region runs from base 1 to 1611 and encodes 536 amino acids. The record is from RefSeq and is a predicted model, not a curated record. Lineage: Eukaryota; Fungi; Basidiomycota; Agaricomycetes; Polyporales; Adustoporiaceae. The transcript has 4 exons.